AUGCAAGGUGUUGACGUCAUCCUCAUGCUGUCCGAGCGAUCGGGCAGCGCUGAGGAGGAACACACCACUGCGUGCGACAGGAGCGCCGCAGCUGUGGAGCGCGCACGACGAACCUUGGUGAGGCUGGCGGCCCGAUCCCCGGCGAGGCCUCCGGGACUAGUGGCGGACGCGUCGCCGCCCGCUCUUCGUGACCCGAGUACCUCCGUCGACGACAUGUCCUUGCACGUCGUCAACUCGAUAUCUUUCUUGCUCGGCGAGCAACAGAAGAGUCAGCAAGGAAGCCGGCCGAACAGUCCCGCGGACCUGUCUCACGUCGUGGCUGGGGACAUCGAAAACAGGUCACAUAGCAAUGGCGAACCUGGUGUCGGUGGCGCGGUGGCCGUGAACCCGGUGGGAAGCGAUGGCGCCGAAGCCGGGGUCGAAGCCCAUGCCGUGGCCAAAGCGCCGACGCGCCACGUGGGAGUGGUCGCGCCGCGCAGGGCCCAGGACGAGGAGCUGCGCAGCCUGUACUUCCAGGACGGGAAGCGUCGCAUCGACUUCGUGCUCGCCUACCAGAAGUCGGACGACUCCGUGAUCGAGAACUAUCGGCGCGUCUUCGAGGACAACCUCCGGAAGGAAGGACUAGAACUCGAACUCGAGGACGCGACGGCGUCAAGAGACGGCAAGACCAACUUCCUGAAGAUUCACGCUCCUUGGAAGGUGCUCGUGAAGUAUGCGGAGAAGCUCCACUUACGGAUGCCAAUUAAGCUCGAGAACGAAUCGACGGAAGUGGAAAACGAAGGCAAGCCCAAUGCGCUGGAGGCCCUGUGGGCCAAGUUUUGGACGCCGUUCCCUUACAACAAGCAACUCAUACCCGACGAAACUGAGUACUUCAACGCUGAGUUCGUGCGACAGCGAGAGCACAUGGUCCAUGUGGCAGUGGACCGUUCGACUCUCUUACAGAAAUUCCCACAGAACGAAGGGUUGCUACUUUACAGCGAGUGGGCUCGACCGGCAUCUUGGUACAAGCAGCAGCCGCUGGUCCUCAUCAGGCGCUACUUCGGCGAGAAGACCGGCCUCUACUUCGCCUGGCUGGGCUUCUACACGUCGAUGCUGUUCCUACCGGCUGUGGUGGGAGUUAUGACAACUUUAUACGGAAUAUUUGAAAUGGCCACAAACACGCCUACGGCCGAGACCUGUGACCCCAACAUUGCCGGAAGCUUCGUCCUCUGUCCAGGCUGCAAGAAGCGCUGUACAUACGACUACCUUUACACCAAGUGCACAUUCAGCAAGGCUAGUUAUAUGACCACCCAGUUUCUUCGCUGGCACAUUCUCCAGAAUCUGCUUCGGAUCGUGUACAUGUUUGAUAACCCGGCCACCGUUGGAUUUUCCAUAUUCAUGGCACUUUGGGCCACCAUUUUCAUUGAGCUCUGGAAAAGGCGCCAAUGCGUCCUCGGUUGGGAAUGGAACCUCGCCGAUAUCGACACACUCACGGAUGUCGUAAACCCCGAGUAUGAAGCCAAAGCCACAGUGUACAAGCUGAACCCAGUGACUAUGAGAUACGAACCAUACGUGCCUUUUUGGGAAAAAAUGAUCAGAAUAUCAGGGCCAACUCCAUCGUGCUGUUCAUGUGAUGCUCCUCAAUCGCAGUUGUGCCUUGUGAUAUGCACCGUGUUCGGGAUCAUCGCCUACCGCAUCAUUCUGGUGGCGCUGCUUUCCCGAGACCAGAGCUGGCGCGCACUGGCCCACGUCACCACGGCGGUGACCGCCUCAAUGCUCAACCUGGUUAUCAUCUUGCUCAUGAACAGGGUAUACAGCAGAAUAGCCACACGGUUGACCGACAUUGAACGACCGAGGACCCAACGGGAGUAUGAAGACAGCUUCACCUUCAAGAUGUUCCUGUUUACGUUUCUCAACACCUACUCUUCACUGAUAUACAUCGCAUUCUUUAAAGGAAGGUUCUCUGGGCACCCGGGCAAGGAGGGAACGCUUUUUGGAUACAGCUUGGACAAGUGUGAAGGUGGCUGUCUGUACGAAGUGUGCGUUCAGCUGGCCAUAGUCAUGGUGGGCAAACAAGUCAUCAACAACAUUCAAGAAAUUGGACAGCCUCUGGUGAUGAACUGGUGGCGUUCCUGGCGACGGGAUCACAUGACCCGGGACAGUGGCGAUCGCAGGGGCUCCGUGGCUCGCUGGGAGGCCGACUACGUGCUAGCCCAGUGGCACACUCUCUCCCUCUUCGACGAGUACUUGGAAAUGGCCAUCCAAUUUGGCUUCGUCACUCUGUUUGUGGCUGCAUUCCCGCUGGCACCGCUGUUCGCGCUUCUGAACAACAUCGUGGAAAUCCGCCUGGAUGCGUACAAGUACACCUCGCAAAUGCGCAGGCCACUUGCCGAGAGGGUACCGAACAUCGGGGCCUGGCAGGUGAUACUAAAAGGUGUGUCCGUAUUCGCCGUCAUCUGCAAUGCGUUCCUGAUCGCCUACACGAGCGACUUCAUACCGCGCAUGCUGUACCGCAUGGUGCACAGCAAGGGCCACAACUUGCGCGGAUUCGUCAACUUCACGCUCUCGUCGUUUGACACGAGCGAUUUCGACGACGAGACUCGGCCGGACAACGCCACGUUGGACGGGAUCGUUGUACGCCAGUGCAGGUACCUGGACUACCGCGAGCCGCCGGGCUCGGAAAGCGAGUACCAGCUGACUCUGACGUACUGGCACAUAUUCGCCGCCAGGCUCUUCUUCGUCGUGGUUUUCGAGCACGUGGUCUUCUUCAUAACUGGUUUGGUGGCAGCCCUGAUACCAGACGUGCCCAGGUCGGUACAGCAGCGAAUCAAGCGGGAGCAGAUCGUGGCGCAGGACAUCAUCGCUGGACUUGACAGCGGCCUGCAGCCUCAGCCCUGCAGAGGCUGCAGGAGUGGCUCCUCAGCACGCAGCAACUAAGUUCGAGAGCAUUCUU
Molecule: messenger RNA, 2932 nt
Organism: Rhipicephalus microplus (southern cattle tick)
Lineage: Eukaryota; Metazoa; Arthropoda; Arachnida; Ixodida; Ixodidae
Product: anoctamin-4-like
Biological process (GO): chloride transmembrane transport
Cellular component (GO): plasma membrane
Molecular function (GO): protein dimerization activity; chloride channel activity
Source: RefSeq, a predicted model, not a curated record